Messenger RNA from Orbicella faveolata, 2898 nucleotides. RefSeq names its product cryptochrome DASH-like. NCBI's taxonomy places the organism in Eukaryota, Metazoa, Cnidaria, Anthozoa, Scleractinia, Merulinidae. The record is from RefSeq and is a predicted model, not a curated record. Gene Ontology annotation, biological process: photoreactive repair. Gene Ontology annotation, molecular function: deoxyribodipyrimidine photo-lyase activity; FAD binding; damaged DNA binding.
UUGAGGCUAAUCAAAAUUUAACCAAAUUUCUCUUUGUCUGACAUUUAAACGCCAAGGGACUGGAAAUAAUAUUGUACCCAGUCUUUGCGUGCCAUGUUGUUACAGAUGAUUCGAAACCUCGCUCUACGUGGCUGUCGUGUCUUUACGGAAGUUCACGUGGGUUUCUUUGCGGUGAGAAGGAGCUUGUUUCAUUCCUCGAGGGCAAAUCAACACCGUGAGGCAGGAGUGACCAUGGAAACCAAAGCAGGCAAAUCUGUUAUUUACUUCGUGCGAAAUGACCUGCGUGUUCAUGACAAUGAGUGCUUGUACUGGGCUCAACAGAAUGGAGACUUUGUGAUUCCUUUAUUUUGCUUUGAUAAGAACAUCUUUGGUCACAGUGCCAUGACUUGGCACUAUAAAUUUGCAAAGACUGCAACACAUAGAGCCAAGUUCAUUCUGGAAAGUGUAUCUGACUUAAGAGAAACAUUAAAGAAACAUGGGAGUGACCUAGUUGUGCGCAGUGAGCAGACGGCAAAGGAGGCAGUCUCAGAAGUCAUUAACUUAUGUCGUCAGAAUAAUGAAGGACACAUUUCACUUGUGUACCAGAGAGAAAUCACUAAAGAGGAAACCGAUGUAGAAGCUGAAUUGUUGGAGCUAUGUAAAACCGAAAAUGUCACAGUGAAGUGCUUUUGGGGAUUGACAUUGUACCAUUUGGAAGACCUGCCAUUUGCCUCAGUGCGUUCUUUGCCUGACACAUACACAGGGUUUCGGAAAAAUGUUGAGACUAAAUGCAGAGUGCGGCCCCUGAUUCCAGCUCCAGACAGUCUAAAAUCUCUGCCAGUGUUUGUAGCAAAUGACCACAUUGGCAGAAUUCCAACUUUGAAGGAACUUGUAAAGGAUCAGUCAGCAGAAACAACAGAUGCAAGAACAGCUUUCCCAUUUUCUGGAGGAGAAACAGCAGCUCUUGAUCGGCUUAAUCAUUACCUCUGGGACACGAACCUUGUUGCUAGCUACAAGGAGACACGCAACGGGCUUAUCGGAUCAGACUACUCAACAAAAUUCAGCCCAUGGCUGGCUGUGGGUUCUCUCUCCCCUCGGAAAGUGUUUCAUUGUAUUAAACAAUACGAAACAGAGUGCACAGCAAAUCAGUCAACGUAUUGGGUCAUCUUUGAGCUUCUGUGGCGUGAUUACUUCAAGUUUGUCAGCUUCAAGUAUGGUGAUUCCAUCUUUUACCUGUCUGGAAUUAUGAAGAAAAGAGGGUUACCAUGGAAGCGAGACAUGCCGGCAUUUGACCAGUGGCGAUAUGGCCAGACUGGGGUUCCAUUUGUGGAUGCUAACAUGAGAGAGCUACUGCACACUGGCUGGAUGUCCAAUCGUGGACGUCAAAAUGUGGCAAGCUUCCUGGUGAAAGAUCUCGGGCUUGAUUGGCGCAUGGGUGCAGAGUGGUUUGAAUCUCUUCUCCUAGAUCACGAUGUAUCCAGCAACUAUGGCAACUGGAAUUAUUCAGCAGGCAUUGGCAAUGAUCCGCGUGAAAACCGUAAGUUCAACAUGGUUAAACAAGCCCUUGAUUAUGAUCCAGAUGGAGAUUUCGUGAGGAUGUGGGUUCCAGAGUUGGCUGGUCUUAAAGGAGCUAAAGUCCAUACUCCUUGGAUGUUGUCAACAUUGGAAGUGAAACAUGCCAGUGUAACUCUGGGGGAAAACUAUCCCAGACCAAUGGUUUGUCCACCUGAAUGGAACCGGCACACAUCAAAAGUCAAAGACACUGCAAAAUGGCCAAGGACACAACGUAGAGGAGUUGAUUUCUAUUUCAAGUCCCCAAAGGAGGCAAGCUCAUCGAAGAAAAGACAUUAGUUUAAGGUUUCCAAAGAUCUGGAUUCUUAAGGAGCAUUGGAAUUAAUCUUGAAUACUCUUCCUUAAUUACAUUGACUUAAUUACUUGACCAGAGGCAGCCCAAACUCACAUUGAAAAUUGAGGUAAUUUAAUAAUUUGUGUGAACAUUGUAAGAUUACUCUCUGAAGUACAAAGAACAUGUAAGUGGUGUCAUGUGGCAAUGCAGUCACAGUUGAGAACUACUAUUGUACAAGAUGAUCAAUUCUUGAUGGUCAGCAAUGUAACAUUUAACACUGCUUUCUUAAGCCAGUCGCAUGUCACUUGCAAUGCUUGCAUAAAUUGUUUAUUAUGGUUUACCUCAGAUCGUAUCGUGUUAUUGUUAAGGCACUGGCUGGGCUGCAGUGUCUUGACAAAAAAGUUUGUAAAUGGCAAUAUUUUGUUGUUGUUAGCAAUAAGUACAUGUAGAUUUAAAAGCUCUGGAACAGAAACAUUUUUCCUGACAUCUGAUUGGCUGUUUAUAGUGAGGACACUCAAACCAUGAACACUUGAUACAGUAAGUGUUUAUACUUUUUUUAGUGCCCAUAGAAUGCAGGCUCUUCAUUUUGACAAGAGUAUUUAGUACUUCUACACUGUAAAAUGCUUAUAUCAUACAUGUUAUAUCAAGAGUCUAAAAGUGUACAAGAACGUCAAGUUUUCGCAGUUCAGGUGUCCUUACUGUGAACAAGCAAAAUAGAAGUACACCAUGGGAAAUGGCUUAACAUGCAUUUAGCUUUAAAAUAACGAUUUUAUUCACAGACUUUGCUCCAGGCUGCAAACCAAAAGGAUUACAGCUCUGGGAAAAAGAUGACUAUGUAAUUCGGGCACAUAAUGUUUGUUUUUGUGUUGAAUGUACCAGACAAAUAAUACUAUAAUUUUAAAAUUACUUAUUAAUGAUAUUGUCUACUUAGUACCUAAGUACAAGCAUAUUAAAGUUAGCUACUUAUUUCUGGGCACACAGUACCUUAGCUUAUAAUACAUAUUUCUGUCCUGGAUUUACAAAAUCAUUUUUCGUACAAUAAAGGGUGCAGGUGUUGUUGUUGGUUAAUUUGA